Messenger RNA from Ipomoea triloba (trilobed morning glory), 671 nucleotides. RefSeq lists its product as uncharacterized. The record is from RefSeq and is a predicted model, not a curated record. NCBI's taxonomy places the organism in Eukaryota, Viridiplantae, Streptophyta, Magnoliopsida, Solanales, Convolvulaceae. The transcript has a single exon. Bases 203 to 514 code for a protein of 103 amino acids.
UAGCAUGUACAAAUACACAAAGCACCUAAUUCUCACCACCACUACCCACAACACCAGAUCAGAGCCAAGAAAAAUCAAAGGCACAUCAAAAACCACCAUUAUUCCCAAACUAGCUUAGCAUACCAAUAAUUCAAAUUAAAAACCCACCAAAACUAGUGAAUACAAUCACAAGCUAAGCUAUCUAAGCUUCAGCGGGCACAGCAUGUGGAGAAUUCUUGCAGUCAUAAGCCAGAACCUGGGGAACAUGGGGAAGAGCCCGCGGGUGGCGGACGAGAGCAUGCUGGCGGCGGCGGCGGAGAUUCCGGCGGCGGUUUUAGGGCGGAGGAGAGGCCGCCGCGUUUCGGUUGUAGUUUAUGGAAUAUUCCGGGCUCCGUUGUCGUUGUUUUCUUGCUUGAGCCGCCCUCCGGCCAACGGAUCAAUGGAUGGGGUUUGGGUCACCGGAGAUUUCGCGCAGAUGUCGGAAAUGAAUCAUCUCAUGGUUAGUGAUAGCAUGCGUUAUGCAAUAUUGAUGUGAAAAUAUAUAAUUAUUCUAAUAAAUAUAUAACAAUAAUAAAAGUAGUUUUUAAGGAUGUUUUUCUUUUGUUGUUGUUAUUGUUGAGAGCGUAUAUAUUAAGUAUUUAACUACCUCGUUACAUACAUACAAAUUAAUACUCCAUCUUACUUUCCAUGUA